Molecule: messenger RNA, 876 nt
Organism: Entrophospora sp. SA101
Lineage: Eukaryota; Fungi; Glomeromycota; Glomeromycetes; Entrophosporales; Entrophosporaceae
Source: the annotation of a GenBank genome assembly
AUGAAAUGUCAAGAAGAUUUAAAGCAAUAUAUAGAAGUACUGAAUUUAUUUUCUGAUCCACCUAACGUGAAAAUGCAAGACAAAAUUUCUCUUGGCAUACUCUACAACAUCUGUUACUAUUUAUCGCCUCAAGAUAUUUCAAUGUUGAUGUGUGUUUGUAAACAUUUUAAAAUUAUGCUAGGUGAAAAGUAUUUUCCAAUGGCCAGAAUUAUUUGGAAGCAUUCGCGCGAAACCUUCACUCCAUUCAAACAUAUGGAUCCACCUUUUGAUUUAACAGAAAAACAAUUUGCCAUGAUUUUGAAUUUUCAAAAGGGUUGUCAGAUUUGUAAAAGAAAAGACAAAACUAUUCAAAUUUAUUGGGUUGAUUUUAUAAGAUCUUGUAAAGAUUGUUUGCAAUACAUGGCUAAAAGUCGAAAACAAUUGCUGGAUUGUGAGUGGGCGAGAAAUGAAUGUGUGAUUGACUGUACACCAUAUGUAAUACCAUAUUUAGAUACCACAAAAACAAAAUACUAUUUACCCACCCAAAUAAUGAAAACACAAGCUGAAUAUGAUAGUUUACUUUUCUCUAAUCAAAAUUUAUGGGUAGCAAAAAAAAAACUAGAAGCUGAACAAUUUGUAGAUCAAUCACUUAUUCUUUUUGAAUGGGUUAACGAAUGUUUGAAAGUGCAGCACAACAUCCAAUUAACAAACCUGGGUUUUAUCAUAUCACGAGUCUGUAAUAAAUUUCCUUCUUAUACAAUGGAUCAAUUUGAAAAGCAUCCUUUAACUUUGAAAGUAAAAAAACUUGUUUCUUCAAAUCCAUGUAUAAAAAUUGAUUGGCAAAAAUUUGAAAUUGAAUUAAUUGAUUCAAUCGAAUCAUACAAUGACAACGAUUAA